AUGCAAUGGGCUCUGAGAAAUUAUGGUGGGAAAGGCUGGAAAUCUGAUUUAUUUAGGCUUGCACUCGCGGAAACUCUUCACGAGCUCUGGAUGUAUCGGAAUGAUUCCUGUUUUAAUCAAAGAACAGAUAAUAGGAAUUGCCUAGAUAGUAUUAUAAACAACAUAGUAUAUAGAGGGUGGACUAGUCCUAAGCUUAGACCACAUAUAGCUAGGUUACUAUUACCUUAA
Lathyrus sativus (Indian pea) is the source of this 228-nucleotide messenger RNA. NCBI's taxonomy places the organism in Eukaryota, Viridiplantae, Streptophyta, Magnoliopsida, Fabales, Fabaceae. The record is from the annotation of a GenBank genome assembly.